This is a messenger RNA of Oryza sativa Japonica Group (Japanese rice), 2410 nucleotides long. RefSeq names its product probable receptor-like protein kinase At2g42960. NCBI's taxonomy places the organism in Eukaryota, Viridiplantae, Streptophyta, Magnoliopsida, Poales, Poaceae. The record is from RefSeq and is a predicted model, not a curated record. Gene Ontology annotation, biological process: protein phosphorylation. Gene Ontology annotation, molecular function: protein kinase activity; ATP binding.
UAGUCCUCUCCCCUCUCCCCUUUGCUUCUCCUUUACUCUCUCUCUCUCUCUCUCUCUCUCUCUCUCUCUCUAGCUUCAUCUUGUCUCUCUUCAUGUGUGCAUGUGUGCUGUAGUGCUCGUCUUUCCGUCUCCUCCAUCUCUCUCUCUCUCUCUCUCUCUCUCUCUCUCUCUCUUGCAAAGAAGCAAAGGCAGCUCGCCCUUCUUGCGCAUUCCGGUGCACGCCACUCCACUCCACACACACACACACACACACACACGGGCAAGAACUGCCCUUUCUUUUGCAGCUCUGACGACGGGUUUGGGGGUGGUUCUUGAUGGGAUUCUUGGCCAAUGGGGAUGAGCUGAAGGCGCUGCAGAGAUAAAAGCAAACCAGGAUAAGUUUGUAAAUUCAGCUGGCAAAUCCGUGCAAGAUUCUGAAUUUGUGAGAGCAUCUCUGAUACAAUUCUUGAUCUUAGAUAGACUGAAGGAUAGAUAUGUCGUCCGACAGCAACUCCAUCAGUUCAGCACUGUCACAGACAACACCCGUGCUUCGCUUGAGAGUUUGGGUCCUGAUUGCCAUCGGCAUUGGGAUACUGAUGGCAAUUUUGUUCAUCAUAGCAUUGUGGCUCUCUAUGCGGAGGAAAAAGAAGACGGCGGUUGGAUUCGACGGGAGAUCACAUAUGGAGAUCCCUAUUGUGUCGAAAGAUAUCAAUGUUGACAGAGUUGAUGCACAGAGCCUGCAUGACAGUGGAACACCUAUCAUGCCAGUGCAGGAUAAAUAUGAACAGAUGAAGGGUGUUUCGCACUUGGCAGAGAGUAGAUCUGUCGAUGUCGACGCGUUCAGCCAAUGCAGCUCAGUGUACAACAUAGAGAAGGCUGGGAGCUCAUAUUCUGAAGAUUACAGCAGCUCUGGGCCUGGUAGGAAAGGCAGUUCAUCGUAUGGGUAUGCGUCCGCUUCACCGCUGGUUGGGUUGCCUGAGCUAUCACAUUUGGGAUGGGGUCACUGGUUUACCUUGAGGGACCUCGAGUACGCAACGAACCGGUUUGCAAAGAGUAAUGUCCUUGGAGAGGGUGGCUAUGGAAUUGUCUACAAGGGUCGACUGAUGAAUGGGACUGAAGUUGCCGUGAAGAAGAUCCUUAACAAUGUGGGGCAAGCAGAGAAGGAAUUUAGAGUCGAAGUUGAAGCCAUCGGUCACGUUCGGCAUAAGAAUCUGGUGCGACUUCUGGGGUACUGUGUGGAAGGGAUACACAGGAUGCUUGUCUAUGAAUAUGUCAACAAUGGAAACCUAGAACAAUGGCUUCAUGGGGCCAUGAGUGGGGGCAUCCUUACUUGGGAAAACCGUAUGAAGAUUCUCCUUGGCACUGCAAAAGCGCUUGCAUAUCUUCAUGAAGCUAUAGACCCCAAAGUUGUACACCGAGAUAUUAAGUCAAGUAAUAUACUAAUUGAUGAUGAAUUUAACAGCAAGGUUUCUGAUUUUGGGUUGGCCAAACUACUGAAUUCUGAUAGUAGCUACAUCAAUACAAGAGUGAUGGGAACAUAUGGGUACGUUGCACCUGAAUAUGCGAAUAGCGGGAUGCUAAAUGAAAAGAGUGAUAUUUACAGUUUUGGCGUUGUGCUCUUGGAAUCUGUGACUGCUAGAGACCCAGUUGAUUACAGUAAACCUGCAGAUGAGACAAAUCUGGUAGAAUGGCUUAAAAUGAUGAUCAGCAGCAAGAGGGCGGAGGAAGUAGUGGAUCCAAACCUUGAGAUUAAGCCCCCAAAACGUGCCCUUAAGCGGGCAAUCUUGGUUGGCCUGAAGUGUGUUGAUCCAGAUGCUGACAAAAGGCCAAAAAUGAGUCAUGUUGUCCAAAUGCUUGAAGCAGUUCAGAAUGCAUAUCGACAAGAUCAGAAAAGGCCCAGCAGCCAGAUGGGAAGCGUCGAUGUCGAGUCACAGCAAUCUGCGGAGGAGAUCUCAAACAGUGCCGAUUCCUGAGGCUCCAAUGCUGAACAGAUACAGAAAAUAGGACAUGAAAACAUUUCAUUAUCCUGUCUGGUUUGGUCAAAUAUUCAAUAUAGUUCAAUACCGUGAUUGCAACAGGUUUACAUUUAGCAAAGACUGGAAGACAUAAAGGCAUAGGAAUCGUUCGUUUCCCUUUCUUUUCUUCUUCUUCUUCUUUUCGAGAAGUGCUUCUAUGCUCCCCUAAAAUAUCCGCCGUACUAUGUUUUCUGUAGAUGAGUCCUCCAACUCGUUUACUCUACGAUAUGUGUAGUUUUGUUUUAGGGGAGCACAGAAGCACCUUCUUCAUCUAUACCGUUUAAGUUAUCAGGAGGAGCUGACCUCGAAGGCAUGAAUGACUAGUAACCAGAUUUUGUUACCCUUGUAAAGAACCCUUGUCGAUCCUCAGUUUUACCAUGAAGUACAAAGUUUUGUUGGUGUACCAUGUGCGCAAA